Messenger RNA from Cydia fagiglandana, 9025 nucleotides. RefSeq lists its product as uncharacterized. NCBI's taxonomy places the organism in Eukaryota, Metazoa, Arthropoda, Insecta, Lepidoptera, Tortricidae. The record is from RefSeq and is a predicted model, not a curated record. Gene Ontology annotation, molecular function: histone binding. Bases 132 to 4670 code for a protein of 1512 amino acids. The transcript has 6 exons.
GGUGUCUUAAUUUUUUAUUGGAAACAUAGGUUUUUAAAGUUUUUGGUAUUGAAUGGGACGGUUUUCGUUUAUUAGUUUAUUGCAGUAUCCGAGUAAAAGUCGAAGACAGUGCAAACAGUGCCAAAACCACCAUGGAAAUUGAAGACGUUAUAGAAUUGGGGUCUUCAGAUGAAGAACCCGGGCCGCCUCCUCCUAAAAAGAUGAACGUAAGAAAUGCAAUGGUUCACAUUCCUGCAAACCUCCCUGGAGUGACAAUCAAACCUGUCAAAACAGUAGCGCAACUACCAAAACUGGGGAAAAAUAUAACCAUCACCAAAACAAGUAGCAGUACAGUUGAGAAAUCCAUAAUCCAAAAUCAAAAGCUUGCUGCCGUUAAAAAGAAAGCAGUGGGAAAAAAAGUGGCCCAACCACCCCCAUCCAAGGGAAAAAUAUUUAACCCACUUAGUCUACCAGCAAAUGCUGCCAUCACAAAGUUAAAAACUCCGAUACAGAUAAGGAAACCUCAGCAGAAUAGACCACAACCUCUACAAAGAUUACCACCCAGCAUCACAAUUAAGAAAACAGGGUCAGCAGCAAAGCCUUCCCCAAAUAUGAUUAUGCUUCCCAAAUCUGUACUGUCAAAAACAGUUCCAUCAAAAGCUAUUAAUCCAAAAACUAUGCCAAAAAACCGGACAAACCUAAGUAAAAAGAGAAAACUAGAGGUGGUGCAAACAGUUGAACUUGAUGAUGAUGAUGCUUCUACAUCAUCUAAAAGCCCUCAGUGGUAUGUGAGACCAGAAGAACAAAUUGAGAUAUCUAUUCAAGAAGAUAAAAUUGUACUUCAAGAAGAGGCGGCACCUACUCAAGAGGAUACAAAUAAUAAAGAGCCAGAGGUUCCUAAGUAUAUUGAAAUCACAAUAGAAGAUAGUCCUGUUAAACCAGUAAAAUCAAAGCGAACACGGGAACUAAGCACUGAAAAAGUAAUUAUGAUUGACGACAGCCCCAACAAGGGUAGCGUCGUUGGCGAAGAUGUUGCUGAAGGCAGUGACAAUGAAGCAGACACUGCAAAAAAGGUCCCACAUAGUAAAAAGAAACUAGAUUACCCGAGUGAACUUGAAACCAUUGCAGAAAUGCGUACACUUGAAAUUGAAAUUGAACCAAUGGAUCCAGGCAGUCCUCUCCGUCCGCAUACAAAUUCAAAGGACAGUGAAAAAUCAAAUACGAAAGUAAAUAAAGAAAGUAAAAUAAUUUCUUUAACACCAGAAAUUAUGGAAACAGAAAAAACAUCAGUUGAGAUAGCACAAAACAAGCAGGGUACAGUGUCAGUCAAACAAAUCAAACCUGUACAGCUAAAACAGAACACUCAAGUAGCUCCGAAAAAAGAUGUUGGAUUACCAAGUGAAUUUCAUCCUAUUUAUCAAAACUUCAUCAGCUUAUGUAUCCAAUUAGAAAACUCCAAUGAUAUGGAAAAGAUAAUUGAAAAAAAGAUUAAGCCUUAUUAUAAGCAGGCACCAAAGGAAUAUACAGAAUCAGAAGAAUUUCUUGAUAUGGUAUCUAGUAAAAUAACAGCUAUGGAGGCUGCCCCUGAAAAAAUGUAUUUGUAUAUCAAAGACAUUGUAGAUGAAUUGAAUUUACAACGAAAGUAUAUGAAACAACUGCCAGCAGAAGAACCCAAGUCGAAAGAUGUAGACAAAGACAGCUUUAUAUAUGGUAAAGAAAAUGAAUUGGAUCCUAACAAGCAGAGGCAGAUUCGGAAAUUAGAAAAGACACUUAAGAAACUAAACCGAGCCAUUCAGAAACUUGAAGCCCAAGAAGUAGACUUUGAUGAUGAAGAAGACUCAGUUUAUUUACUUACUGAAAAGUAUAAAGAAAGAAUGGUAAGAGUGCAUGCCAAGUUUUGUCAACUGACCAACACUAAGCUGCCUUCACAACCCCGGAUUGUGAUAGACCCCCGGCCGGGACUCUCGGCCGCGCCUGCGAAGCGCCUGGAGGCGUGGAUCAACAAAAAGAAUACCGUAACAUUCCCCGACUUUCACGACGUCUUGCGCUGUGUCAGGGAGGCCAAUGAGAUUGAUAAACUUGGCUGGAGUGAGGCGUUCAUAAUGGAAGAAGCUAGAGAUCUCUUUGUGCGGUGCGGUAGAAAGCUCCAGAGACGCAGACAAGAAAAUGAAUGGCGCUUGGCUACCUCUAGAAUUACAGCUAACAUCGAUCCUGCCGAGCAAAGUGAUGAACUUAAGAAGCAAUUGGAAUCUAAUCGCCGUCUGGCAAACACGAAGGAAACCGAAGUAUUUGAUAAAUUUUGCGUCAGACAAAGUCAGUUAAAACUGGAGGCUGAAGAGAUAGAUGAUAAAGACGCCGAAGAAUCUCCGAUCGAGAGUGAGGAGGAAGAUAACGAUGACGAUUCCUCUCUAGAAAGCAAACAGAGACGAAAAGACAGGCUAAGAAGGCUGCUACAAGAACAAUCCAAAAAGAACAUUCCUAAUAAAGUUCAAUCUGAGGAUAAUACAAAAAAAGACGAAGAAUGCGUCGUAGAGUCUGUUGAGAAAAAAGGAGAACCUGAAAGCAAAUCUGAGGUAGUCAAUGAAGACGACAAAAUAAGCUUGAGUGAUGAUAGUAACGAAAUUGGUUCAGACAUGGAUGAACUACACUUGUUACAGAAAUUACAUUCUGACUGUGAGAUACGCACCGUCUCUUCGUCAUCUGAUUCAGAAACACCUAUAGCUAUUUCGGAUACUUUGGACUCAAGCUCUGACAAUGAACGACCAACACAACAGCAGCCCACUGACGUAAUAAGUAUAGAAAAUUCAAGUUAUUCUGAUGAUUCUGAUGCUGACAAAAAUGAUGCCUUAAAAGUGAAUAAAAAGUACACAGUGGCGAGUGGAGAUUUAAUGGAGGAAAGUAAAGAAAUUGAGUGUUCCUCUUUAAGUGUUGUCAAAAAUACUCAUCUCACGGAUGCUGCCAUAGAACAUACGGUCCUUGCGUUAUCUGAUGAUGGAAGCAAUCUUGAUGACAAUACCAAUUCCGGAAAGAGCGAUAACUCGUCAAAAGUGUCGCUAAAGGAAGGGCAAAUGUUUGACAAGGAUUAUGACCAAAGUAUUACGUCAGAAAGCGCUGAACACAGUAUUAAUGAUGUUGCAAAACCAAGCGAUGCUGAAGAUGAACAAAGCACGAAUUCGGAUACAGUUGAGAAUCCUGGAUCAUCUGCUUCAUCUGGGCAAUAUGAAGAACUUCUCAAGGAACAUAAUGCUGAUCCCCUUCUGAAACGGCCAGAUUUAAUUCCGCGAGAUCCUUCCGAUGAACUGUUUGAUAGUAUGGUAAUUAAACAUUACAAUGAUCCUCUUGUUAAGAAACAUCUCAAGGGCUCUGAUUCAUCUAAUGGUGAUGAUCCCGAAAAUUCAAACUCCGAUACUCAAUCCACAAAUGCUACUGUAACAGCAGAAGAGGCCAAGAAGGAUUUGAUAGAAACUUCAGUAGACACUGAAGAAUUCCUAAAUUUAAAUUCACCAUCAAUGCAAAUAGUUGAUAAAUUAAUUGAUAAAUUGAAACAGUCUGACGGAUCUCAAAGUAGUGAUGAAAUUCUAAUGAAAAUUGAUCAAGAGAUUGGUUUGAAUGCCGAAGCUAUGUCCCCAGUAACAUUAGAGCUGGAAAAAGCGGUCGGUCUAGCCAGACAAACCAAAGCGUGGCCAAGGUUUAAGGAUGAAUGUUCAUCCGUGAGCUCUGCCGAGGAUGAAAAUACAGGUGAUAAUUCUCAGUCAAUACCGCCAAAUACGAAUAAUUCCAAAAAUGAUGAUGGAAUUGAAAUCGCGCAAUGUGAAGCAAGGCCAGCUACAGAUACAAAAGAUUCUGAAGUUUGUGGGAAUGAAUCUACAAACUGCGCACGUACAACUGAAGUUAGUACGCAAAAUAUUAAUAUAUCUGCUGAAGUCAAUAGCGCGGGCGCUUCUUGUUCUGAGAGUGUAAACAAAUUUCCGGAUAGAAAGGAUGCACAUAAUGAGUUAGAUUCUGCUCUAAAAUCAAAUUGUACUAACAUCUGUAGUCCAGAGGUACCCGAAGGAUUUAAUAUCGCACAUAUUGAGCAAGCUAUUCAUGAAGAAUUAGUAGAAACUGUUGCCUGUACUUCCAAUACCGCAAAAUAUGCACCUGCUGAUUCUAACAUUGCAGAUAUUGAGAUGGCUUCUAUUGAAGAAAAUAUUGAAAGUUAUGAAUCUACUAAUGAAAUAUCUGAGGCAAUGGAGAUUGGGACAGAGUUUACAGAAGAAAAAGACAUUGAACAGGCAAAAGAAACAAAGUGUGAUGAACUUAUUAAUAAUGUAGCAUCCCCAGCAAAUGAAGACCUGCCAUCUAAAAAAAAUUGGGAGUUUGAUAACAUGUCUGAAUUUGUUAAUGCUAAUGUAGUCCCCGAAGAAAACUCAGGUGAAGCGGGAGACUCUGUGAUGAAGAUUUGGAAUUCUAACAAUGGACCUGAAAGUAGUAUUGGCAAUGGAAGUGAAGUGAAUGGAAAUUUAAAUAUUGCUAUGGAUAUUACAGACUUACUUGAUAGUGAUACUAGUUUAUGUCCAAAAAUUGGAGAUAAUUUAGACCUGGAUCAUUUGAAUGAGCUAGAGUCUGCAGAAAAAGGAGAGUGUGAGGAAAAAUCAGUCCCUAGAACGAUUUCUAGUGUGUGUUUGCAAAGUACUGAGAGUAAUAAUUAAAUCUGAUAAUUAUAAGUAUAGAUAUAAUAUACUAGUAUGAAUGCAUUUACUAAGUUCAGAGAUACAUAUGAUGCCAGGUUACUCUUAAGAAUGUUUUAUAUGAGUUAGCUUUUGAGUUAAACAUUAAGUGACAAUGUUUGUUAUAAUUAUGCAAUUUUCUGGUCAUCGAAUGAGUAUUAAGUCAUGCCGCCAGAUCCCCGUAUUUAAAAAAUAUGCAAAAAACAAGUCAUGUUAAAGCAACUGCUUUAACAUGACUUGUUAACAUAACUAUGGUAUUGCGGUUCGUGAUGUAACCGAGCAUAUCAGCAAUUCGGCUUAAAAUAAAUUAAAAAAUUAAAAAUCGUGCGAUGCCUUAUGUGUUUUUAUGUUUUAUAUAUAUAUAUAUAGUUGAGAAUAUUAUUAAAUUAUUUACGUUUAUUUGAAAACGUGGUGAGAAUACUUUUGUCGUCUGUUCACAAUACUUAUGUCAAUCCAAAUAAGAAACAGAACAAUCUUAAACUUGUAUAACAGGUGGUUAUAAUUAUUAAUUUUGAAUCAACAGACUGGCCUUCAACAAUCAACUCCAUUUAAAUAUGAUUUUAUUCUACACUGUAUUUAUAAUUAGAAAGAGUAAUCCGAGGUGAGCGGAUGUGUAUUUAUAUAAAUAUGUAUAUGAGAUUACCACGUUAUGGUAUAGAUCUAAUUGUUUUCAUGAGUUAACUACUCUUAUUUUACUCUCUCUAAUUCUGAAUAUAACUAGCUAAAAAUGUAUGGCCAUGGAAAAAUUAAAAAUACUUUAAAAGAUAAAUUUAAAUAUGAUUUUCCUAUGAUUUUUGAGCUCAAAUUACCUAUAGUUGGUCAAGCAAAUCUUGUCAGUAAAAAGCGGCGCGAAAUUCAAAUUUUCUAUGGGACGAUAUCCCUUCGCGCCUACAUUUUUCAAAUUUGUUGCCUUUUUCUACUGACAAGAUCUCCUUGACCAGCUAUAUUGAUUAGGUACCGUAUAUACUAUAUGAACAUAUUAAUUGUAGGUUCGUAUCAUAUUUGUACGUUACUUUGAAAUGCUAUGUUAUGUCUAAGACAUUAUUCCAAAAUUCUCAUUCAGUCAGUUCAGUCCCCAAAUGUGACAAUACAUUCAAAUAUGUAAGUACCUUCAAAAGUAAAAGGUUUUGUGUAACACAAAGUAAUCUCUCUAAAUUAUAAUAAUAUAUGCGAAUACGACGUUUUGCUAUCAUGUCGCAUAGCGAUGGGAUGUCCUAUAUACUGUAUAUUGUCUCGUACAGCAACUAUUGAUACAUACCAAGAAGUAGGCUUAUAACUACAAGUUCCUUAACCUUAAGAACCGAUGAGAUAUCAUAGAUAAGCAACGGAUAUGUUACGGAACUAAGUACAGGGUGGGCCAAAAGUACGUUGACAACGUUUUUUUCUAAUUAUUUUAUUAAGUACUUACAUAACUAGUACAAAGUAUAAAUUAAAACUACAGUUUUUAUGCAACAAUAAUUGUCUUCAAAAUAGGUCGUUUAUUAAAAUUUUCAACGAAAUGCAGCAGCUAUUUUGUCCCAUUCUUUGGUAAGUGUUGCUUUCAGAGCGUUUACGCUUUUGUGUUUAGUACCACAUGCCCUUGUCUUUAAAAUUGACCACAAACUAUAAUCCAUUGGAUUUAGAUCAGGCGAAUAUGGUGGCCACUCUUUUGAACUUAUGAAUCCGGAAAAAUUUGCAGUGGUCCAGUGGUGUAUAGAUAAUUCUGAUCUAAAUCCAAUGGAUUAUAGUUUGCGGCCAAUCUUAGAGACAAGGGCCUGUGCUACUAAACACAAAAGUGUAAACGCUCUAAAACCAUCAGUUACCUAAGAAUGGGACAAAAUAUCCUUGGAGGAGUAGUUUAAAUUUUUAACUUAGGUAAGUACCUUGUAUUAGUUACGUAAUUAACUUAAUAAAAUAAUUAGAAACGCCGUUGUCAAGGUAUUUUUGGGAGAACGUGUAUUAGCCGUCAAGAAUCAAAAGGGGUGACUGAAAAAUUAAUCAUUUCAACUAGGAAUAGAAUUGUUUUAAUGACUGUGCUGUUAAGGGGUGGCAAAAACGGCAAUAAUAAAAUGAAUGUCAGUAAAAUCAAAUUUUCAAGGAGGUGCCUUUGGAGUGAAAUUACUAUCUAUCAAAUAUUUUUAUACGUUUCGUGGACGGGGUAAUACCUGGAGUGUGAUGACCUGAUGACUUGAAGAUUGCUCCUAUGGUGUAUAGUCGAUGGCUAAAAAUGUCUGUAUAGCCGUGUGUGUGGAUAUGUUUCAUGUCACUAAUAUUGAUAGCGUUUAGGUAGAUAUACCUAUUAUAACAAAUGAUGUUGUGUGGUCAUGUGUAUAAUCAUAAACAUUCAUGAACCAUAGCCAAGUUAUAGUAUUUUUCAAAUAGCAUGGAUAUGGUGACACAGGUCAUCGCAAUAUAAUUAUGCCAGUAUUUGUGUUUUGUAAAUUGUAUUGAAAUGACAUUUGUACCCACCGUACCCAUGCCGUUUGAAAAAUAUGUAUAUAAUCUUCUCAAGAUGACUAGCUGGUUAUUUUAUAUGUACCUACUUUGUAUCACAUAAUAGUCUUUAUGGCUGAUGUAUCGAAGUUAAGACAAGAUGUCAGGCCGAUUUGUAGUACUUAUUAUAUAUUAUUUUAAUAUUCUUUCGCCCGAUCCGAUGUGAUGAAAUGAUGUCAUGAUAUUUACAACUAAGAUCUUAUGAAGAAGGGUUCCAUGUUUUUUUCAAAUAUUUCUUUUUCAUUAUGAAGGCGAAGUCAGUCCACCUAGCAAUUAAAUUGUUGAGAAAUUCUAUAUUCCCUACUUUUCAAAUAGAAACCAAGAAAGAAAUUUAUUAUUUAUCAUGUAUUAUGUUUGAGUUAUAUAGGGUAAUUCGCCAGUAACCGACCACUGUUAGUAAUUGACUACCAAAUGAAUUCUAUUCACCUAUAAACACUUAAACAGAAUUAAUUUUUGUAUAAGGUUUCAAUAACUGGCCAGCCUAUAAUAACUAGCCGCUUUAUAAAUGAAUUCUGUUUACAGGUGAAUAAAAUUCAUUUUUAGUUUAGGGCGGUCAGUUACUGAAACCGGCCAGUUACUGGCUAAUUACCCUACAUGUGUCUAAAAAAAUCCCCAAUUCUUAUUGAAUAUCGUGGACAGACUAGAAGUGGGACGUGAAUGGGGUGUGAUAACGAUGCAUUUUAUUGUUUUCAUGGCACAAAAUGUAAUCUCAUGAGUUUUGAAUUAGUACAGUCACCUGCAAUAACAUGUUAGUCUUCGAAGGCCACAAAAAUAUAUUCUCUAGCCGCCUAGAGACUCCAAAAGAUCUCCUGUUCCAUUCUAAUUUUAAUCUUUGCUUUAAUCAAGUUUGGAUAGGCGGCUAGAGGAUAAGCCACUCUCUUAUGGUUCUACAAAUAAGGACUACCCCACAUUUAGCGUCUUUCGAGCGUCGGCGUCUGGUCAGCGCUAUGGAAAAUGACGUCGCUGGGCAGUUGCGUCGACGUUGCGUCGAGCAGCGGCCAUAGAGUUGUAGACGCCGACGCUCGAAAGACGCUAAAUAUGGGGUAGCCCUAAGAUCGUGUCAGAUGUUUUUGCGGCCAUCGUUGUGUAGCAUUAUUGCAGGUGACUAUACCUGUAGCAAGAUAGAGUUUUACAGUUACUGUAAAAUUUGUUGAAAAAUACCAUACAUCGGACUGAACGUACUCGUAUUUCGCCAAGAUGAUCAAUGUAAAUUCUUACGUUAGGUCGCCUUCCAUGUUGGAUCGAGUUCACGAAUAUCUUUGUAAUCCAACGUUCCAUAAAUAUAUUUGCAAACACGAUCUUAUUGUCAGUGUCAUUGUCAGAUGUGUGUAAAUAUAGAGUUAGACCAUGAUAAGCCUGCAGCGAUUUUGAUAGCACACGCACACGCAGUGCAAGUAUUAUUUAUACGUCAUAAUUUCAUAGAAGUUUGACGUUUAAACACUUGUAAUGCGUGUCCUAUCAAAAUCGUAGCGAGGUGGUUCACAAGUUGCGACAUAUUUCAUGCUAAAGGGGGGGGGGGUUGCGUCAGGGGGAGGGGAUGGGACACUAGUGUGCGUAAAGCACCGGUAUCAUACUACAUUCAUGAAUGCUGGCUAUAAUUUGUUUGGCUUCCCCAUGCAUUGAUACAACUUGACCGAAUCAAGGUACCUCUGUAAAAACUAGGCCAAUGACAAUUAUUGUGAACUGUUACUUAUUAGUAGGUAUUGAUUGUAAGCCCUAUACGCUGUCAUCGAUUUAGUGAUGUACUGAUUUUUUAAAUUGUAAAAUACCUAAUACAUUAUAUGCUAAAUACAGUAGGAUACCAAUCUAAUAUUCGUUUAUCCAUGAUAAUUUUACGUGUAAGAAAUAAAUUGAUUUGCUAUGCG